UCCAUCCUGAGAUGCUGGAGGACUGAAACUCAGACUCAGCAAUUUCUAGCUCCUUGCCUGGGCAUUGAUCACCAUGGGGAGUGUGUUCCUAACAGAGGACAAAGCUAACUCUGUUUUAAAAAGAUACCCAAGAGCCAAUGUAUUUUUAGAAGAGAUAAGGCAAGGGAACAUAGAACGUGAAUGCAAAGAAGAAGCCUGUAGCUAUGAGGAAGCAAGAGAAGCUUUUGAAAAUGAUGAAAAGACAAGGGAAUUCUGGAAAGACUACACAAAUGGAGUUCAGGGAGAAAGUAACACUGGACAUAACUGGUAUUCAUUUUACCUUGCAUUUCCAUUAAUCAUUGGCCUUUUUGUUAUCCUCAUUGUCGCUUUUGUCGUGUGGAGAUGCCUGUUUAAAAAGAAAAUUCGUAGACAGUCUGCAUACUUGCAUAGGGAAGCACAUGAAGCCAUUGGUGAUAGUGCUGUGGCUGCUGGUAGAAGUCCUCUCCCCCAGCCUCUCAGCAUUGUUCAUUCCCCACAGGAAGAAAUGUAUGAAGGCAGUGGUCUGUCACCGGGAUUUCUGAGCUAUGCAGAUGGAUGGUCAGACUCAAUAUCAACAAGACUGUCAAAUGGUGACCCUCCCCCUUCAUAUGAGGAAGCCACUGGGGAAACCAGCAUAAGAAGAAGUGAAACUGAGCAUCACUUAGAUCCACCCCCACAGUACGAAGACAUUAUAAACUCCAGCUCAUACAAUGCGAUUGCAAUGACUCAUGUUGUUACCAGUGUUAAGUAAACAGGAGGAAUACUACCAGCUUUUUAACUACUAAGAGAACUUUGUAGCACUUUAUUGCAGCUUAUCCAUAUAUAUAAUUUAAUGGACUCAUAAGGUGUACCUCUUCUCUGUUGGGUUUCCUCGAUUCAUUUUUUCCAUGCCAGUUUUGAAGUUUGGGAAUCUGUACUGACAGCAUGGAGCAGGUACAAAUGUGGUUCAUACUGCCCAUACCCCAUUUUCAGGAAAGCCAUUUAAUCUGAAUGAUGUCAGUGUUGCAUACAGACUUAGUGUCUCCUCCCUUCUGGUGCUGAAAAUUGUCAGAAAUAAAGAAUCUAUAAACAGAAAUUGUAGAAAAAAUAUUUCUUGCUAUAGGGGCAAAUUUUAUGGCAUCUCAAGUUUCUUGCUCGAGUAUUUUUUUCCCUUUCAUUUAGAGUUUUUGUUACAAAUUUCAUUGUACAUUUCAGCCUUAGACUACUGAGAAUAAUAUGCCAUUGUGUGGCCAACCAAAAACAACAGGGUAUCCUAGCUUGACUAUGAUACUUCCACAGCCCUACUAUUAUUAGAGGGAUUGCAUUAACUGAUGAAUUUUGGAACAUGGUGUCAACUACUUGCAGAGAAGCAAAAAGUUAAGUGAUAGUUGCAAUUAGAAAAGAGCCUGCUUUUCCUUAUCCUUCCUUGUUGUCCUGUUUGUCACAGUGCAGUCUAGAAAAAAUAUGCAGGUACUAACUUUAGUACUUGAAAAUAUAGACGGGAAUUAAUAAUCAACAAGUGCUAAAGAUACCAGCUAAAAUCCUGGCAUCCUGGAAUCCCAUUCCAAAACUGCCUCUAACUUUAUUAGGGCCAGGAUUUCGUCUAUAGUUUGUAAAAUUAAUUGCUGUAAGGGCAGGGGGCUGGUUGCUAGGAAAUAAAUGGAGGCAGGAGGGCCUUACUAGCCAUCAGUUGCUGCAUUAUAAGUACCUGUAUACAUACUCCUAUCCUGCAAUAUGUGAAAGCUGAACCAUGGAAGUUCAGCCCACAACAGCUCUUUUGUUGAGAGCUGAGCUAUCACAGUUUAGUUUUUACAUCUACCACAGUGUAAAGCAGGCAGUUGCCACAAGUGCCUGAUGAGGCAACCCAAUAUCCCAUUUUACCUCACUGCAACUAACUCGUGUACAAGUACUCCAAGAUGGAAAUCUUUGUUAAAAAGGAAAAAGAGGGAAAGCUUUUACCAGAUUUCUU
Alligator sinensis (Chinese alligator) is the source of this 1966-nucleotide messenger RNA. RefSeq names its product proline rich and Gla domain 1 (gene PRRG1). NCBI's taxonomy places the organism in Eukaryota, Metazoa, Chordata, Crocodylia, Alligatoridae. The coding region runs from base 74 to 769 and encodes 231 amino acids. The transcript has 4 exons. Gene Ontology annotation, cellular component: extracellular region. The record is from RefSeq and is a predicted model, not a curated record. Gene Ontology annotation, molecular function: calcium ion binding.